Solea senegalensis (Senegalese sole) is the source of this 727-nucleotide messenger RNA. RefSeq names its product receptor-type tyrosine-protein phosphatase gamma-like. Gene Ontology annotation, molecular function: protein tyrosine phosphatase activity. NCBI's taxonomy places the organism in Eukaryota, Metazoa, Chordata, Actinopteri, Pleuronectiformes, Soleidae. The annotation marks the transcript as partial. Gene Ontology annotation, biological process: protein dephosphorylation. The record is from RefSeq and is a predicted model, not a curated record. The transcript is spliced from 4 exons.
UCUCCGCAGGCUGAGGAUGAAUUUGUUUACUGGCCAAGUCGUGAAGAGGCCAUGAACUGCAUCGCCUUCACCGUCACACUCAUCAGCAAGGACAGACUGUGCCUCUCAAACGAGGAGCAGAUCAUCAUUCAUGACUUCAUCUUAGAAGCCACUCAGGAUGACUAUGUUCUGGAAGUGAGACAUUUUCAGUGCCCGAAAUGGCCGAACCCUGAUGCUCCGCUCAGCAGCACCUUUGAGCUCAUCGGCGUCAUCAAGGAGGAGGCGAUGACCCGAGACGGCCCCACCAUCGUGCACGAUGAGUACGGAGCAGUGUCGGCAGGAAUGUUCUGCGCCCUCACCACGCUCUCCCAGCAGCUGGAGAACGAGGGCGUCGUCGACAUCUAUCAGGUGGCAAAGAUGAUCAACCUCAUGAGGCCGGGAGUCUUCACUGAUAUAGAGCAGUACCAGUACCUUUACAAAGCCAUGCUCAGCCUGGUGAGUAACAGAGAGUGUGGCCUGAGCCCCAUGCACAUGGACACUAACGGAGUGAUGGUGACAGCGGACGAGUCGGACCCUGCAGAGAGCAUGGAGUCGCUCGUCUGAGGACAAUUCCCACGGGCACUUAAUUUGUAAAAAAACAAAAAAAAAAAAGAUCGGAGAACUUUUCUGAGGCCUUUUUUUUGCCGGACUCUUGAUUAAAUGAAAUAACCUUAUUACUUUUUUUAUACUGAUAAAAGGUUUUUUGAUA